GCGGAGGCGGUGAAGACAUCGAGUGAGGAGGAGUUGCGAACGGCGAGCUAAUAUCUGUGUUCAUUUUAAACUGUAUUGGCAGCUGAAGUACGCGGUAUCGUGUGGAGUAUAAUAUCUGAAGAAGUUUGUUGUCACCUCUUUGCACGAUACAUAUAUUUUUGUAACAUGGGUAACUGUUAUACUGUUGGACCAAACGAAGCCCUUGUGGUCUCAGGUGGCUGUUCCGGCUCGAAUGAGAAGGCCUAUAUUGUGGGUGGAUGGGCCUGGGCAUGGUGGUGUGUCACAGACACUCAGCGGAUCACGCUGGAGAUCAUGACCCUGCAGCCCAAGUGUGAGGACGUGGAGACGGCCGAGGGCGUGGCCCUAACUGUCACCGGGGUGGCACAGAUUAAAAUAAUGACUGACAUCGAUCUGCUGGCCAUCGCCUGCGAGCAGUUUCUGGGCAAAUCCGUGCUGGAGAUCAAAAGCGUGGUUCUGCAAACGUUGGAGGGGCAUUUACGCUCCAUCUUGGGCACCCUGACAGUGGAGCAGAUCUACCAGGACAGGGACCAGUUCGCCAUGCUGGUGCGGGAGGUGGCUGCACCAGACGUCGGCCGCAUGGGCAUCGAGAUCCUCAGCUUCACCAUCAAGGAUGUGUACGACAAGGUGCAUUACCUGAGCUCCCUGGGGAAGACCCAGACAGCUGCGGUCCAGAGGGAUGCUGAUAUCGGUGUCGCAGAGGCAGAAAGGGAUGCUGGGAUCAGGGAAGCUGAGUGCAAGAAGGAGAUGUUGGACAUCAAAUUCUUGGCUGACACCAAAAUGGCUGACUCCAAACGAGAGCUGGAAUUGCAGAAGGCGGCUUUCAACCAGGAAGUUAACACAAAGAAAGCGGAAUGCCAGCUGGCCUACGAGCUGCAGGCUGCCAAGGAGCAGCAGAAGAUCCGGCUGGAGGAGAUCGAGAUCGAGGUGGUGCAGCGGAGGAAGCAGAUCACCAUCGAGGAGAAGGAGAUCGUCAGGACCGAGCGGGAGCUGGUCGCCAUGGUGAUGCGGCCCGCCGAGGCGGAGGCCUUCAAGAUCCAGCAGCUGGCCGAGGGCCAGAAGACGAAGAGGGUGCUGCUGGCCCAGGCGGAGGCGGAGAAGAUCCGGCGGAUAGGCGAGGCGGAGGCCGGCUCCAUCGAGGUGGUGGGGAAGGCGGAGGCCGAGAAGAUGAGGCUGAAGGCCGAGGCCUACCAGAAGUAUGGAGACGCGGCCAAGACCGCCCUGGUCCUGGAGGCCCUGCCGGAGAUCGCUGCCAAGGUUGCGGCUCCACUGGCCAGAACCACCGAGAUCGUCAUCCUGAGCGGGGAGGGGAACCGCAUGACCCAGGACAUCAACAGGCUCCUGGCCGAGGUGCCCGUGUCCGUCAACGCCCUCACUGGAGUGGACCUGACCAAGAUCCCUUUACUGCAGAAGCUUACCGGCGCUCAAGCCUGAAGACAAUCUAUACUACUCUGCUGAAACAUUAUAUGCACUCACGUCGACUGCCUUCAAACACCUUUUUUUUCCCCCCAACUUAACAAGUGGAUUUUUUAGACCUCUGGUGCCUUAAUGUUUUUUUUUUUUUUUUGUAGGACCAGAAUAUGGCAUGUGCCAGUACUUUCUUGUUUUGGUUUAAAAUUGACUUGGACUAUUUCUAUCAUUGGGGGUCGGGGGAUGAAGUGAAGCAAAAUGGAAGCAGUGUGGAAAAACAGGACCUGCUUCCGUUUCAAAAUUAGUGGUAAUGUUGGAAAGUCUCAGUCUGUCUGAAUGCCAGUUAUACUAUCUCUUGUGUUGUCAAAACAGAAAAGGUAAUUUCGUCUUACAGGUUAGUGUUGUCUCUUACCUGAGGGUAGGAGUCUGCUUCAACUGUUUGUCCCGCCUUUGCCGUGAGUUUGAAGUCCACUACGCAAAGUCAAAGUUUACUUUCUUUUACUUUUUCUUUUGCCAAGGAAGCUCGACGCGGUGAGCUGGGUGGCGGUCAUACUGAGAUCCCAAGGUCAAGGCAUUGUUUUUACCCUUAAAGAAACGACUCUCAUUUAAGUUUGUCCGUCAGCCUACCUCUUCCGAAGGGAUAGUCGCACGUCACCUUUAGGAGCUUCCAGAAGACCGGCUCCGAGCGUCUUUACACCCCACUAAACUUUGGGUUAUAAUUAUAACUGCAGGUAAAAUUGGCUGCUAGAUCUACAAAUUCAUGAUGAAGUAGAGAAUAGAAUAUAGUUGGCUCUUCCGAGCUUGAUAUACUUUGUAUCUGAGAUAUCACAGCAGGUAAAAUUACCCGGGCCACUGCAUUUCUGGCCUGUCGGUAUGUUUUCAGUUGUUACCCAGGACACUCUGAUUCUCAUCUAUGAGGUGUUGAAAUAGUUGAUACUUGCCUUACCUCAGAAUAGCCCUUUGAAUCAACCCGCAGUGUUUUGGGUUAGUGUGUGGGAAUGCGACUCUUUCGGAGGGCGCGACUGCUCAGUUUACUCCGUGCUGCGGUGCUAAAGGUGCUACCGGUGCGUGUGCGUCCUUGGUGUAGCCGUUGCCAUGGUACGUGCUCAAAAUGGUCGCCCGUAACUGUGCUCUGUCCUCGUCGCCUUUCGCAUCGUUGAGCACUCUGUACAAACUUCAUAAACGUCAAUUUCCUGCUGGCGUAUUUUGGCCCGGAAAAAUGUACAGCCUCGGGUUUUGGGAAGGAAAUUUGCGCGCGUCCUAACUGGAAUAUUAUGGAACCUGCGUGAUUAUUUUGAAGACCCAGCAUAGUGCCAUGCCCAGGCACAUGGGCUCAGCCUGUGGCCUGUUCGUUGGGGAGUGAGAGCAGGUCUCAAAGCCAAGCAUCUGCCAGAAUUCCAUCAAGAUCACCAGGGCUUGGAAGUGCUGAGAAUAGCAGGCCAAGUGUGCAUAUAAAUACACAUGCUAAGCCAUUUGAGAAAUGGUCUCAAUAGAACAACUCUCUCUCACUUCAGAUACUUGGAACAAAACUGGUGUCAAGCACUCGCUUUGCCAUUUUUGAAACUGAAGCCCACUGUUCUGAACUGAAGGAUUUGUCUUUAUACUCCGCUCUUCUGAGACAUAUUAAUGUUAUGCCUUUUAAACCGUAUCAAAGGAAGAAUGUCUCCUUUUACUAACCUUUUGACUCUUUUGUAGUGGUGUGGGAUACUGUGAGUCACUGUGAAAUUGGCAAUCUGCGGUUGCCCAGUUUUGCAUUAAUAUAUGCAUAAUAUUUUUGUUAGCUUUGCUUCAUAUUGUGAAUACCUACAACAGCAGGAUCGAAAUUAGUUACUCUGAAUGAUAUGAUUUGGUUUGUUGUUCUCCGUUCUUUUUUUUUGUGUGUGUGUGCUGUGGUCAUAGGAUGCAUUAUUAUUUUUACAUUUAAAUUAGUUUAUAGAAGGGUAACUGCUCCUUUUAUAGCUGUUGUCACAUUCCUCGCCUUUCUGGCCUCCCAUGCACAGAAACAGCCUAGUGUAGAAAACAGCACCAAAGUGUGUGUGUAUAUAUAUAUAUAUAUAUAUAUAUAUAUACAUCGGUAUAUAUAUAGGUAUAUAUAGAUAUAUAUUAUAUAUAUAUAUAUAUAUAUAUAUAUAUUAUAUAUAAGUGUAAAAAUGUAGUUGUGUAGCUUUGGCAGUCUGAAAUACACUUUUGUGUCCUCAUUAAUGGGUAACCUCAGUUUAAACUUGGGAAUUCUUUAAAAACCCUUUCAAAGUCGCAAGUGUGUGCUCUCCAAAAUGGAAUAACUCUUUAGGAUAUUCCUUUUAUACAUACUGUUUAAAGUUGACAAGGGUCAUUGUCCCCAUCAGAAACCCUUUUUAAGUGACCGUACUUAAGCUUUAUAUAUGUACUAACUGUGGCAAACUGUGAAAUGGUUGAUUUGAAAUUUUAUAACCACACAAAGCAGCCAUAAGUGUUUUGGUUUUGUGAGCCUAUGAAUUGCUUAUGUUAAGUGCUGAAAAUGCAUACUGUACUUUGGCUUUCACACAGAAUGCGCUUAAAUGCAGUCAGCUUAAUAAAUGUCUCCAUCCUCAUGAAAAUAUUAUCUGCUAGCCUUUUCUACAAGGAGGUUUCCCAUUAGUUUUCCCAUGCCUUGUCGAGAAAAAAAAAAAAAAAAGGUCCUGCAUGUGGUGAUGAUGAACUGUGUGGUUGCAUAAUUUCAUAAUUUUUCUUCACUUCUCUCCCAUUUUGUGUGGAAAACAUUGUUGUAAACAUUGAUCAUUUUGAUGGAACAUUCACAUCUCUUGUUGCAUGUUUUUGUAUGUUUAGAAUACUAUAUUGAUGAAUUAUUUGAAUUGCAAAUAGAAAGGGUAUGACCCUACAGGAAUACUGGAAGUUUUUUGUUUUGGUUAUAAUCAAUUGCCACUACCUGAAAGAUCGAAGUUGCAUCUGUUGGACUUAAAUGUGAAUCCAAUUUUUUUGUAUCAUUUUUUUUUAAUGUUAUUAUUUUAACCAUAUUAACUGUAUGUUCAAGGUAUUUUUAUGUAGCAUUUUUUAAAUGGCAGACUGAUAGUUAACUGAUUUGUUAUCCUGAUAGUUUAGUAUUGAUUACAAUCGGAUAUACCAGGUUUUACUUUAUGAAGAGUCCCAAAACUUUCUGCUUUUUACUGGACCUUCACAACAUAUACAAUAUGCAUUUGUUUAUUCACACAUCCAGUCAUUCAUUCAUUCAUUCAUACAUACAUGUUGGAUAUAAAAAGCCAUCUUCUUACUAAACCACUCAAUGUGUCAAUCUUUUUUAAAUGAAAGACUGUUAUGGGAAUCUUCUUGCAUGAUAUAUGCAUGUAUCUUAGCUACAGAUCUUGAAUAAAUCGUUGAAUUCUAUUUGACUGUUACAUUAAUUAAACAAGUGUUUUUUCCGUAUUCUACCACCCCAUCCAGUUGUUUUAAUAAACUAGUCUAAUUACAAAAUAA
Molecule: messenger RNA, 4878 nt
Organism: Conger conger (European conger)
Lineage: Eukaryota; Metazoa; Chordata; Actinopteri; Anguilliformes; Congridae
Product: flotillin-2-like
Exons: 11
Coding region: 166-1452 (428 amino acids)
Biological process (GO): regulation of myoblast differentiation; protein localization to plasma membrane
Cellular component (GO): plasma membrane
Source: RefSeq, a predicted model, not a curated record